This is a messenger RNA of Owenia fusiformis, 2314 nucleotides long. The record is from the annotation of a GenBank genome assembly. NCBI's taxonomy places the organism in Eukaryota, Metazoa, Annelida, Polychaeta, Sabellida, Oweniidae.
UAAUACUUGAACCUUCAUUGAAUCUUUUAGGCUGACUUUGCAUGGCAUAACAUUGUUAAUCUCAGUCUAAUGUUUGACAGUAAAUUAAGAUAAAUAAUAAUAAUGCAUAGAUAAAUAAGUCAAAUUUUUUAUAUAUCUUUAUGUACUUGCAUACGUGUGUAUGAGUAAUUAAGACUUCUUUUUUAAGACAUCAAUUAAAGGCAGUGUCAUAUAUAUUUUUCAAAAUCCUAACCUUCAUCAACUAUGGAUGAAUCAAAAGAUGAAAUAAGAUACAUUGAUUUGUAUAUGGCACUGUGGAGAUUGAAUUCUAGUUUAUCUUGCAUGUUUCACUAUUUUUUGUUAUUACAUGUACCAAUAUUUUUUCACAACAAAAUUUGAUGCAACUCUGGCAUCACAAUAAAGGAACCAUUUGUUAAGAAUCUUUUUUACUAGUUAGGUUUCCAGAAGUUAUGAAAUUUGUUAUUAUUUGUUCCAAGUACAAUAAAACCUCUCAACUUGAGCAAGUUGUAGCUCCUUUCAAGGCCACAAAAGCCUAGAGGGGUUUUACAGUACUUGCAUUUUAUGUCUGUAGAUUCAAUUUAACGAUUCCUCUUUUCUCCUAUGUUAGCUUUGAUGACUCGGAGAUGUAGAAACUGUGCUCGCUUAACAAGUUCUGGAGGAACUAGUCCUUACACAGCAAGUUCAAAAUUACAAAACAACAUCAGUACAAGAUCUAAUGUAACUAGUUCAAAUUAUACACAACCAUAUUCAACCAGUUCAAAAACUGCUAGACCACAUAUGACUAGUUCGACCCCUCAUACAACAAGCUCCAGUAUGGCCUAUAGGUCAACCUUGUCUCAAGAAAGACCUAAAAGUGGGGGGUUUCUUGGAUCUGAAAGAAGAAUUGCAGACUUUUCUAAACCUUAUCCAGCUGGCUCUUCUAUGGCCCCUAGAUCUACUUUGUCCCAGGAAAGAUCUAAAAAAGGGGGGUUUUAUAGCUCUCAAGGGAACAUUUCUGAAUGGACUGAUUCUACUUUAUCCGAAGCAAGACCUAAAAAUAGAGGAAUUUCUGGCUCUCAAGGGAGUAUUUCUGAAUGGACUGAUUCUACUUUAUCCAAUGAAAGACCCAAAAAUAGAGGGGUUUCUGGCUCUCAAGGGAAUAUUUCAGAACGUACUGGUUCUAGUUUGUCUCAGUCAAGACCAGGCUCAAAUCCAACUAGUUCACAGUGGAAGAGUUUAUCUCUUCCUCGAUCAAAGCCACAAUCAGACAGACCUACUACAAAAAUGUCUAUUUCAACCUAUAACCAAUGGAUACCAAGUCCACAAAAAGCAACAUCAAAUAGGACCGGUUCGUUACCAAGACAACAUGCACGAAGCAAUGUCCACUCAAAUUCCCAAAAUAUAAAUGAUCCCAAUUCUUCGUUACCUGGUCAGCGUCCUCGGAGUGCCAUCUAUCCAAAUUCAAAUUUAACUAGUUCACAAUCACAAAUGACUAGCAGUUCAAUAAGGACUAGUUCCCUACCGAGAACUCGACUACAAAGUUCAAUCUACACAGAUUUUUAGGUAAAGUUUCAAAGCUCAAUGGGGUAGAUGUAAGAUGCCUAUGAUCAUGGUCUGACAUGCUGCAAAUCCUGUGUCAACUUUAUGUCUGUGAACCUAGUUGCUUGACAUGCUUUCAUGUGGAUAAAAUCACUAGUCUUUCAAAAUUGAUUAGAAUAAAGGGAAAUUUAUAUGCAUGAAAUUAGUUCUGAUGUUGGUUUAAAGACUGAAAUGGAUAGCUGUAUUAAAUGAGAGAUAAAAGGGUCAAGUAUGACCAAAAUGAUCAAAAGUGAUUUUAUCCAUGGAAAAUUGGACUAGAUUUGUCUUGUCUAAUUAUAAAGUUUUACAAAGGAAUCACGAAGGAACCAUUGUUUCUGAUUUUACCUUUAUCUGCAAGGUCUCAAUCUUGUGCUUUCCUGAAGACAUUUGCACUUAAAGGCCUGGUCAUUCAAGUGAUUCAAAAAAUUGCAAAGGGAAGCAAACAGAUGAAAUAACAGGGCCUCCUUAUAAUGAAGGAGACCCCUUGAAUAUAUUGCAAGUAAUAUGAUCAGAAAACUGAGGGUAGAAUGUUCAAUGGCCAGUCCCUUUAGACUUAUCCUUGGAGAGCAGUGCUACAUCAGUAAUCUGCCCCUUUGCUCUAUCUUAUGAUGAUUUUCAGAAUGGGUUCAUAUUGUUCCAUUUAAAAGGGGUGGGGUCUAUAAGGGAUUUUAAUGGUCCUCUUGUAUGAAAUUCUUAUAGACCCCAUUUGACCUUAUUAGUAGGAUCGAAUUAUUGUGCCUCAAUGUUGUCCAUGUAC